AUGCAUGGUCAAGAUUCGUCAAAGUACUGGAAAGUCUCCGGAAGUGAGCAGGGAGCGUGCAAAAUCUUUACGCACUAUCAGACACGAUCUCAGCCAACCACCAGAGAAAUGAAUGCUUUAGAUGACUGGGCAGGCCCUCUCGAUCCUGACAACCCUCGCAAUUUUCCCCUGUCGAUCCGCAUAUUCAGCAUAGUUUCUACGACAACACUGGCAUUUGUCAGUUCUUUUUCAGGAGCAAUAUAUGCCCCAGCUCAAGACGAUGUCAUGACAGCGUUAUCCUGCACAUAUGAAGCUUCGCUACUUCCGCUCUCAUUAUUCAAUCUGGGACUCGCAAUUGGCCCACUUAUUGGAGCGCCUCUUUCUGAACAUUAUGGAAGAAAAUCUGUCUUUGUCCUCACGACGCCGGUUUUCAUAUUGUUUCUGCUCGGUGGUAGUUUCGCCAAAGACAUAACUGCCCUGUGCAUCUGUCGACUCAUUGCAGGCGUCUUUGCGGCUCCGAAUGUCAACAAUGCAUCCGCUCUCAUCUUGGAUUACUCCGAAGUCCGUUAUCGAGGAGUGAAUAUUGGUGUCUACUACAGUGUACCUUCGAUGGGUGCAUCUCUGGGACCGCUCGUUGGAGGCUUUGUCAUGCAAGCUACAGAGGACUGGCGCUGGACACAGUGGACCGCUAUAAUCAUCGCAAUUGUCUGUUGGAUUCCUUUGCUUUUCACAAGGGAGACGUACAAGAAAGUCAUCCUGAGGCGUCGUGCAAUACGAUUAGGUUUGUCAGAUCAGUCAUCCCAGCAAACGUCCAAGUCCAAGGCUCUACACUAUUUCUUUACGGUUCUGAUUCGGCGACCUUUGCAUAUGCUGCUUACGGAACCAAUCGUGACAUUUGUUAGUCUAUACAAUGGCUUAAUAUUUGGGCUGCUGUACACUUUUGUGACUUGCAUUCCAUGGAUUUUCCAGCACUAUUAUGGUUUCAAUAGAACUGGAGAAUCACUCUCUUUUCUUGGUGCUAGUCUUGGCACUUUGAUUGCGUGUGGUCCAUUUGUUUUGAUGGACUUCCUAUUCUAUCAGAAGAAGUUGCACAAAUGGAACGAUACUCACGACCAAUGCGUGCAGCCUCCGCCAGAGACCCGACUUGUGCCGGCACUCCCUGGGAGCAUCUUGCUACCUAUCAGUCUCUUUAUCGCAGGUUGGACAGCACACUACCGCAUACAUUGGGCAGUUCCAAUCAUGUUCCAAGGUGUAGCAAUGAUGAGCUGUUUGCUCGUGUAUGCGGGAGUAAGUAUCUUUGUGCUGGAUUCUUAUGGCCCACUUUACGGGGCGUCGGCCUCGGGAGCAAUGAUGCUUGCUUGA
Penicillium daleae is the source of this 1341-nucleotide messenger RNA. RefSeq names its product major facilitator superfamily domain-containing protein. Gene Ontology annotation, molecular function: spermidine transmembrane transporter activity; spermine transmembrane transporter activity. Lineage: Eukaryota; Fungi; Ascomycota; Eurotiomycetes; Eurotiales; Aspergillaceae. The transcript is spliced from 2 exons. The coding region runs from base 1 to 1341 and encodes 446 amino acids. Gene Ontology annotation, cellular component: membrane. The record is from RefSeq and is a predicted model, not a curated record. Gene Ontology annotation, biological process: spermidine transport; spermine transport; transmembrane transport.